GCUAAAAAUUUUAGUCACAUUUCUUACACGUAUUUCGAUUGGUUCUUAAUGAGGUCAAAGUGAAAGUAAAGAUGUCUGCGCCCAUGUUACAAGCAGCAACUUCGGUUGUACUAUUGGUAUUAAUCGGAUUAUGCUGUGUGUGGGCAGAUGAUGAGUUUGAAGGUGGAUCAAGAACAUUAAUCCUUGAACACAGUUUUGAUUUGGGUUUGAAUCCCACUUUUACUAAGAAAGGAACUGUAAUUUUGAAAUCAGUGAAGGGAAACAAAGCCUUUUUCUCUCCAACUGCUCCAUUAACCAGUAGUGAACUAGAUAAGCUAAAGGAAUUAGCCAGGAAUAAUGACAUUUACAGAGUGAGGUUGCAGACAGGCUCAGGGUCAUCUGGUGAAGAAUAUGUCACUUCCUAUGCACCAGCGUGUGGAAUCUUGGCCUCCAAUCUGUCUGAUCAUAUCUGGAUUCACUUUGACCAAUCUGGGGAGGUGAUGGGUAUCUCCGUGGAGACUUCCUUGUCACUGUGUAACAAUAUCAACAGCUUCUCCCUGCAGGAAUGGAACACUAGUGUAGAAGUGUCUCACACAGUGCUAGGGCCCACACCUGAUACUCAAAGUUACAUAGAAAAAUUAAAACGAGAAGAACAAGAGAGAGCAAAAGGUCAACAUGAAGACAAAAGGUCAUUUUUAGCCAAAUAUUGGAUGUACAUUGUUCCGAUCGUCCUGGUGAUGAUGUUGUCAGGAGGUGGAGAACAGCAAGGUCAAGGUGGGGGCGGCGGGGGAGGAGGAGGAAGUUAGUGAUCAUGUGACAUAUCAUGUGACGGUUAACCUUAUACAAGCAGACAUGUUGCUGGAAGCGUUAUUGUUGGGAAUAUUAGGGAGCUGAAAUAUGGCAAUGGGGGUCGAGUUUAAUCAUAAUCUGUUGGUGAUCGUUUUUACAACAUAUGAUUUCGAUUCAGUUUGUAGGGAAAACAAUAUGAUAUCUAUUACUUUUUUCUUUCUUUUUUAUGAUACCCUUUAUGAUAAGUAUGAAAUAAAUAUAGAUAAUAAAAUACUUUGUACGUCUCAUAAAGGCUGUGAACUUUCAUAAUGACCGUAAGGAAUAGCUUUUUAUCAUAAAUAUUGAUUGUAAUCAAGAAUUAUAUAUCAUUUGCAUGUAAACAACACUAUGUUUGUGACAUUACUCAGUAUGUGCGCUUGUGUAUGAUUUACAUGUAUGUAUGUCGUUGGAGUGGUAAUUUUUGUGUAAUGAGAUCACUUGAAUAGAAAUGGAGCGUAUAUGUUUCAAAGUAAAUUUUUCUGAAAUGAAAUCAGAAUACUGACCAGUGACCACAAUGUUACCAUAUAUUGCAUGGUUGGAAAAAUGUGAUCUGUUUUCCGACUUCAUUUCAUAAUGCUAUCAUUAGUCCGAAAUAUCUGACGUUUUCCAGGCUUUUUUACGAUUUUGAUAUUUGACGUGCCUGGAAAACCAGGCACGUCAAAUAUCAAAAUCGUAAAAAAGCGAUUUUGAUAUUUGACGUGCCUGGUUUUCCAGGCACGUCAAAUAUCAAAAUCGUAAAAAAGCCUGGAAAACGUCAGAUAUUUCGGACUAUGCUAUCAUGUGUAUAGAUAGCAUGUUCUAUUACAUUAUACGAGUAUAUAUACUCUUAUGUAUCCUUUUCCUGCAAAGUAAUAAUAAUUGGCUGAUUAUUUAUUUUUAGUAAGAUGAAAAAUAUGUAUUUUGAAGUUCAUACGAACACUUCUAGAUUCAUCGCUGUUUUCUGUUAGGAAGAAAUUGUCUUAAUUGUGUAAAAGUGUUGUAGUGGAAUAAACGUGUAUUUCAUCUUG
Messenger RNA from Saccostrea echinata, 1814 nucleotides. RefSeq names its product ER membrane protein complex subunit 10-like. Bases 72 to 785 code for a protein of 237 amino acids. The record is from RefSeq and is a predicted model, not a curated record. The transcript is spliced from 7 exons. Gene Ontology annotation, cellular component: EMC complex. NCBI's taxonomy places the organism in Eukaryota, Metazoa, Mollusca, Bivalvia, Ostreida, Ostreidae.